AAAAUAGAAAGUAACUGACGUUAGCUAACCUCGAAUGCAUAGGUCCUACUAGUUUGCAAGCUACCGUUAAAUGAGCCCCUCUAGUUAACGUUAGUUGCCUGAUAGACCCGACUGAAAAUCACAGAUUUCUGGGAUCCAAUAUUAAUUUAAGCAGUACAAAAACGUGGGAAGUGCACUUAUAAGCGAGAAUGUUGAAUACUUAACGUUACAUUUGAACUUACUCUUCCGGUUAUUGUGCGGUUGCUCCGACCUUAUUUAGGUCGAAAUGUGAAACAAAUAUCCACAGGAAAGUAUUGUUAACCCGACUUUUUAGAGCGCCAGCCAGUACCGCUGUUGAAAUUUCUGCUGGCACAUGUGCAAAACCAUGUAAACACCUGCAAGACUUCGGUUUGUCCCUGUGACCAGCAGUCUAGUCAUUUUUGGUGUUCGUGGACCAGGACGGGACCACCAUGCAGCAGCACCCACCAGGGGCAGGAGGGUGCUUCUUGGGUAUGCUGUCCCCUGGCCAUGGGGCAAGAAAGCUGGAAGGGAAAUCUUUCUACCUGGACGCUGUGAAGAGUCGCCCUGCAGCCUUUCUUGCGGAGGCCAUAUCCCAUCUCGGAGGGAGAAUUGAGAGUUUCCUGAAUAAGGAUGUCAGCUUUGUUGUGACUGGGAGCCAAGAGGGACUCCGAAGCGAGAGGUUCGAAGUGACCCGAGGUGGGUCAGACGGGAUGACCGGGGAGUGUCACAGCUCUCCCCGCUCCACUAAACCGAGAGAGAGCAUCAUGACCAGCACCAGGCAGCAGCGUCCAGCCACUGGCACUCCCAGACCAAUGGUGUGUGGCAGCCGCGGGAAGGCCCUGCUAGAGAAAGCCAUUAGGAAUAAUGAACGGCUUCAGGGGAACAGUGUUUUGGCCAAUGCCCGCUCCUGGGGAGUCGAGAUCGUGCACGUGGACGAUCUCCUGACGCAUGUCCAACUAUUGACAGCGGAGAGCUCCAAGGCCAGACGCAGGAAAACUGAGCUGAAAAAUUCCAACAAGUAUCCUGCUGUGUCUCGUGUCAUCAAAGCUGGUGCCUUGAAGUCCCCCUAUCUGAAGGUAGAGGAUUCAAGCAGGAAAUACAAGGCCCUGCACAUGCAGUCCAUGACCUUUCCUAAUCUGUGCUACUCUGGCCGGUUCAGUCCUUUUGAGCCCCCUGCACCCCCCCAGCCUGAGAGAGUCAAGGAGCAGGGACAAAACAAAGCCAGACGGAUAAUUAAGAGUUUGAGUACAAGCCAGGACAAACCUCGAAGCCCUCUCCCACGCAACCCCUCACUUUGCCGAGCACGCAAAAAGAACCUGGGCUACUGCGAGUGCUGUCAUGAACCCUUUAAGGACCAGGAUGAGCACUUGCAGUCGGCUCAGCAUCGUGGCUUUGUGCAGGACCGCUCCCACUACAGCCUGGUGGACCAGCUGGUGGCUGACAUGGAGCCGGGCUUCGCUCCCUGUCCUGCCCCAGUGUCAGCAGCCACAACACUGCUCAGGUUGGAGACUCCCCCACUUCUAAUACAACUGCCCCACAGCCCCUCUGAGAUGCAGACGCACAGUGAGACGGAGCACGCCAUCCAGGCCCUGCUUACCCAAGGCUCACCGUCCAACACCCUGGACCCGGAUCCAAGCUCUUCCACUCCGAGCGUAGUCCCCCUGUCAUCCCAUGCCCAGCCGCUCCCCCCCUGCCCUGACACCCUCAGCCUACUCCUCCUGCCAUCCCUCCCCCAGCCUCUCUCCUCCUGCCCUGACAACCACCCUCCCUUCCCCGACACUCUUUGUCAGUCCCCCACCCUAGCCCCCUACCAAACCACUCCCAGCCCCUCUCCCCCUGCCCCAACACCCAAUGCCAGCCUCUCAGCCCCUACUCCCAGCCUCCUGUACUCAGCCCUAAAACCAUGUUUCCCUUUGAGCCCAUGUCCCAACCCGACAGCCCCUACUCUCAGCCCCCAGUCCUCAGCCCCCAGGUCCUGCUUCAGCCCCCCACUCCUCACCAUCCCACAGAGGGGGAAGAUGUGGAGAUUGACAGCCAUAUGUCAGCAUCCGCAGAGGUGGAACCAGUCCCUCAGACUGUCCCAGGUCGGUCUCGCUCCCUUCCUCGCCUCAGGAUCACUGCAGCGAAUGCAAAGAAACGCAGCCGAUCAGUCAGUCCUGACACCAAGGCCUGCAAGAGGAUAAGGACCUCCCUGGCCAACCGUCACAAAUCAAAACCCAUCUGGGGCUUCAACAGUGCUGGUUGGACAAGGAAGGAAAACCAGCCCUUAGUCCCACCCACAUAUACUGGCAAUGGACAUGGGCUUGUGGUUAAGGCCUGCUCCCUGCCCAAAGAACUAGGAACUGCAGAACAAAGACCAACCCCAGAUCAGCUGGAAGUGAAGGGAAUAUCACUGGUGCCAACAAUGACACAAGACAGAAUAAACAAAGUUGGGAACGGUGUGGGCAUCCGAGCAGCCAACCACUGUCACUCUGUGCCCAUUUGUGGCCCGGGCCAUGCAAUAUGUCCUUUGUUGAAGGUGGACAAGAUAACCAGUUGGCCUCCAGUGGAAGUGUUUGGUACAAACCGCCAUUCUUUGGCCACAUUCCCAAGGCUUCCUGUGAAUUCCACAGGCAAUCCGUCAGGUCAUAUGGAUCAUUCCAUCUUCAUGGACCGGGGUGUUCUACAGCAGCAUGCCACAGCGACUCCAAACAUCAGUGCUUCUUUCCCUCCCCAGCUUCUUCACCACCCUUCAGAUAGACCAACCCACUGUCCCUCCUCCAGCCAGGACACAAACCCCUGCCACUCCCAGUCCAUCACCUCCAUCUGUAUCGAGUCUGCCCUGCUUCCCGACCUGGCCGUCCCCUCUGACUCGGACUCGGACUGGGAAUGCGAUCUUAUGUCCCGCCUCGGCCCCCCUGCCGCCACCUCCGCCCCUUCCACCCUUUCCCUCCCGCAACCAGCAGGGAGCCACCACCAGCAGCUGGACUUGGAGCUACUACAGAGACCCUGCAGCACCUGGACGCUGCACGACACCAGCUAUGAGUCGCAUCUGUGCGCUGUGUUGCAGCAGCCCCUCACCCCGCUGCCGGACCCCUCUCUAGUGUUUUCCAGGACAGAAAGGCAAAGUCUAGAAGUGACUCAGCACUGACUCGGGAAUUACGGGAGAUGGGUUGGUUACUUGACCCAUCGAAGUCCCAAUACAAACUUUUUGACCUACCUGUUUUUACAUAUGAAGUCGUCAAACAAAGUGAACAGACAUAACAACAAACAUCGCAACGAAUAACAUUGACGUUGAAGCUUGUAUUUGUCAGGUACCUACCCAAAAAUCGAUGGAUUAUUCAUGAUGUAUUACUGCAGAAUGGCGCAAUUACAUCCUUAUAACACUGACUUACGAGGACCUGAUGAGGAUCCUAUGGCCUUGUGUUUCUGGGCCCAUCCCUGAUCCAUUAAUAAUUAAAGCACCCAGGCCAUAUUUUGUCUCAUGCAGACCUUUGUCUUUCAGCAGCAAUCUCUGAGAACAAGCAACGGUAUUGAGAAUUUAAUGAGUCUCUGCUGGAAGGGGCAUUACUCAAUUAGUUUAAGUGCUGCGUCUGGAUCGGCUCCCAGUAGCGCCGGUGUUGAUGUUCAGACCGGGCUAAAGAGUUAAGUGAGUGAAGGACUCGACAGGACUCUGCAGUCCCGGCCAGAAACUCUUGAUUAAUCCUGAAAGGGCUUCUUUGAAGGAGAUCCAACAAAAGGGACUGGAUGGGUGAAAGGGAUAUGGGGGCUUGCCACAGUGCACUCACCACUGAUGGGAUCUCCACCAUAUAUAUUCCUUUGACAACUGUUUCAUAAUAUUGUUUGCCGAUAUAGAGUUCCAGACAUAUGAGCUGUGCUUUCAAUAACUUUUUUGUUUUGUUUUUGUUUUUCAGAGUUAAAAACUACUGAUAAGUGAAGUGGGUGUUUGCAACAUUUUCUGCCUCGUUGUGGUACUUUAAGCAUGUGUCUUUGUCCAAGUGCAACAAAAGACUGACUCCAGCUGAGUAUUUUGGGGGUUUUUCUUCACUAAUUAUGUUGAAUAUGACGUUAUAUCUCAAACUGAAGAAUGGGUUUUAUAAAAUGUGCUUUAUUUCUGAAAGGUUUGUCAGCGUUCACCCUUUCACAAUGUGAAUGCAUAAUGUCUCAUGUUGGUUUUAACAAAAUGUUUAAAAAUUAAAAUAUAUACAGUACCAGUCAAAGGUUUAGACACACUUACUCAAUCGAGGGGUUUUCUUUGUUUUUACUAUUUUCUACACUGUAGAAUAAUUGUGAAGACAUCAACUAUGAAAUAACUUAUGGAAUCAUAUAGUAACCAAAAAAGUGUUAAACAAACCAAAUAUGUUGUAUAUUUGAAGUUCUUCAAAGUAGCCACCCUUUGCCUUGAAGAUAGCUUUGCACACUCUUGGCAUUCUCUCAACCAGAUUCACAUGGAAUGCUUUUCCAACAGUCUUGAAGGAAUUCCCACAUAUGCUGAGCACUUGUUGUCUGCUUGUCCUUCACUCUGCAGUCCAACUCAUCCCAAACCAUCUCAUUUGGGUUGAGGUUGGGUGAUUGUGGAGGCCAGGUCAUCUGAUGCAGCACUCUGUCACUCUCCUUCUUGGUCAAAUAGCCGUUGCACAGCCUGGAGGUGUGUUUUGGGUCAUUGUCCUGUUGACAAACAAAAUGAUUGUCCCACUAAGCACAAACCAGAUGGGAUGGUUUAUUGCUGCAGAAUGCUGUGGUAGCCAUGCUGGUUUAGUGUGCCUUGAAUUCUAAAUAAAUCACAGUGUCACCAUCACACCACCUCUUCCAUACUUCACAGUGGGAAUCACAAGUGCGGAGAUCAUCCGUUCACCUACUCUGCGCCUCACAAAGACAUUGCGGUUGGAACCAAAAAUGUCACAUUUGUACUCAUCAGACCAAGGACAGAUUUCAACUGGUCUAAUGUACAUUGUUCGUGUUUCUUGGCCCAAGCAAGUCUCUUCUUCUUAUUAUGGUGGCCUUUAGUGGUGUUUUUUUUGCAGCAAUUCGACCAUGAAGGCCUGGUUUCAGACGGUGUCCUCUAAACAGUUGAUGUUGAGAUGUGUCUUGAACGCUGAAGCAUAUAUUUGGGCUGCAAUUUCUGGGGCUGGUAACUCUCUAAUGAGCUUAUCCUCUGCACCAGAGGUAACUCUGGGUCUUCCUUUCCCGUUGCGGUCCUCAUGAGAGCCAGUUUCAGCAUAGCGCUUGAUGUUUUUUUGUGACUGCACUUGAAGAAACUUUCAACGUUCUUUAACUUUUCAGUAUUGACUGACCUUCAUCUCUUGAAGAAAUGAUGGACUGUCAUUUCUCUUUGCUUAUUUGAGCUGUUCUUGCCAUAAUAUGGAUUUGGUCUUUUACCAAAUAGGGCUAGCUUAUGUAUCCCAUCCCUACCUUGUCCCAACACAAUUGAUUUGGCUCAAAUGCAUUAAGAAGGAAAGAAAUUCCACAAAUGUACUUUUAACAAGGCACACCUGUUAAUUGAAAUGCAUUCCAGUUGACUACUUCAGGAAGCUGGUUGAGAGAAUUCCAAGAGUGCAAAGAUUGAAGAAUCAAAAUAUAUUUUAUGUAUUGUAGAAAUGUGUAAUAUGUCUAAUUUCAUAGUUUUGAUUUCUUCAGUAUUAUUCUACAAUGUAGAAAUAAAGAAAAACCCUGACAUGAGUACGUGUGUCCACAUUUUUGACUGGUUCUAUAUAUUUGCUAUAGUAUACUUUUAGACUGGCUUUGCUUACGUGAGUGACUAGAUUCAAACCAUAUGUCAAUGGGUCAAACCUGGGUCUCCUGUGUGCCACAACAAUUUGUCUGCUGAGGAAGCUUGGGGAGCUAACAAAGUAUUUUGAUACGCAGAAGACCCAGGUUUGAACCAGUUAGUCACAUUGGUCCUGUGUGUCUCUGCGAGGAACAGGUUGUUCAGUGAAUCACAUUCUGAAUAACCUUGCCUGAGACUUGAAGAAGACUUGCGUUUAGCUUCCCGAGGUAAUACCUUGGAGGCUUAAUCCUGGAUAUGGCCAACAAUUCUCAUUUUUGACUGUAUGGUGGAAUUAAUUUGACUGUUAUAUUUUUAGGAAUAAUAAAAGUUAAAAUAUGUUCUAUGA
Messenger RNA from Oncorhynchus keta (chum salmon), 6092 nucleotides. It is a transcript of the gene dbf4b, whose product is annotated as DBF4 zinc finger B. The record is from RefSeq and is a predicted model, not a curated record. Gene Ontology annotation, cellular component: nucleus; Dbf4-dependent protein kinase complex. Gene Ontology annotation, molecular function: zinc ion binding; nucleic acid binding; protein serine/threonine kinase activator activity. The transcript has 12 exons. Bases 450 to 2183 code for a protein of 577 amino acids. NCBI's taxonomy places the organism in Eukaryota, Metazoa, Chordata, Actinopteri, Salmoniformes, Salmonidae. Gene Ontology annotation, biological process: positive regulation of nuclear cell cycle DNA replication; regulation of cell cycle phase transition.